GCUAUCGUGGAAAACUUGAAAAGUGUGAAAAAAAGACAAAUUGAACACAAACGCGAUUCAGAAAAAUAAAUUAAUCGCGUUGAAUGCGUAAUUUAAAAACUUUUCUUCUGACAAAGAUUUAUUGUUAAAGAGCAGCACUUGUAUAAUCGCCGUCUACUAACUUCUACCGCUGCUACACUACCCGCCCGCUUUUAAUAAUAUUUCGUUACAAACACACUCACAUACACAGACCCUAAAAAUGUUUAUCUGGGAUUGGUUCACUGGUGUUUUAGGAUAUUUGGGUCUGUGGAAGAAAUCUGGCAAACUAUUGUUCCUGGGUUUAGAUAAUGCCGGUAAAACUACGCUACUGCAUAUGCUCAAAGAUGAUAAAUUAGCACAGCAUGUACCAACGUUGCAUCCCACAUCAGAAGAAUUGUCUAUCGGAAAUAUGCGUUUUACAACAUUCGACUUAGGAGGCCACACUCAAGCGCGUCGAGUGUGGAAAGAUUAUUUUCCUGCUGUUGAUGCCAUUGUGUUUUUAAUAGAUGCUUGGGAUGGCGGACGCUUUCAAGAGAGCAAAGAUGAAUUGGACUCGCUAUUAUUGGACGAAGCUUUACGUAAUUGUCCAGUUUUAAUUUUGGGCAAUAAAAUUGAUAAACCCGGUGCGGCCAGUGAAGAUCAUCUAAGAAAUUUUUUCGGACUUUGUCAAUUUACUACCGGGAAGGGCAAGGUAGCGCGUUCGGAAUUACCUGGUCGUCCUUUGGAAUUAUUUAUGUGCUCCGUAUUAAAGCGGCAAGGUUACGGAGAAGGAUUUCGUUGGUUGGCGCAGUAUAUCGAUUAAGUUAAUAUUUAACUAUAAUAAAAAGGUUAAUAUUUAAUUAAGACUCGUACGCGUUAAUUCCAUUAGCCAGCAGAUAGAAUGUGUUUUUUACAACAACAAUGUAGCCAUUUUCUAUUACUCUCAUCUUUACAUAAAGUAAAAAAAAAAAAA
Molecule: messenger RNA, 970 nt
Organism: Glossina fuscipes
Lineage: Eukaryota; Metazoa; Arthropoda; Insecta; Diptera; Glossinidae
Gene: Sar1
Product: GTP-binding protein SAR1
Exons: 6
Coding region: 239-820 (193 amino acids)
Biological process (GO): intracellular protein transport; endoplasmic reticulum to Golgi vesicle-mediated transport; membrane organization
Cellular component (GO): endoplasmic reticulum exit site; COPII vesicle coat
Molecular function (GO): GTP binding; GTPase activity
Source: RefSeq, a predicted model, not a curated record